Dermacentor andersoni is the source of this 5999-nucleotide messenger RNA. RefSeq lists its product as uncharacterized. Lineage: Eukaryota; Metazoa; Arthropoda; Arachnida; Ixodida; Ixodidae. The record is from RefSeq and is a predicted model, not a curated record.
UAGACGCACGCGAGAGGUCCUACCCCUUCCGCGCGCUAGGAGAGAAGUGUGGAAGAAGUGACGUAGAAGGUUCUCCUUUUUCUUGCUGUUUUUUUUUUAUUUCUUUGCUGUAGCGGUUAUGCCUUUCGGGCCACAAUGGCGGCUUUGUUACUGUUCUGUGCGCAUACACGUGUUGCUCCGUAGGUUUCGAACCGUGGCAAAGGCGCCGUGCGGGCAGGUUUGCGUUGGUCUCCGUGUUUGGUUGCGCUGUGUUAUCUGGACUGUGCUCUACCGAAUGUUGCUGUGGCCAGCUGGGACAGGAGGAACUAAAGUUCGUGAAAUGAACGCGCAUGCAACGCUGUACGCAAUGUACCGCGCCACGGCUAUAGCAACGGACGAAGGGAUAUCCGCGGGAAAUUUUGCCCUAUUUGGCGGAGUCAUUCUAACGUGCUAACGAUUGUUUAUUAUUGCUGCGGAGCGCGCGCGUCCGGGCAGCCCGGUUGCCCGCAGCGCGGCGUGGUCUCGCGAGAAAUGUAAACAAGAGAGGAGGGCUGGCCCGAUAGGCGGAGCAACGCCAUGAGCAACGCCAACUUCCGGCCUCACUUUAGCUUCACAAAGAGUGACGUCAGGGCCCCUCCCGUUUUCUUCCGCCAGGGUGCGAGAGGGGGUUCAUUUGCUUUGUGGCGGUUCGUUCAACACAGCACUGCUUUUCACUCGCUGCCGUGCAUGCGUACUGCGUGUUCCAGAAGCAGGAUUUCUUCCUUGCCUUCAGUUCCAAAAUCCUGUUGACGUAAGUAGCGCACUCUUGGGAACUGUUAUCAGGCGCAACUCGCGUUUCUUAAAUGGCUGGCAGUAUGUUCACGCAUGUGGACACGCGCGGCAUUCCGCGCAGACAGUGCACGUCUAUCGGCUGCGAUUGCCGCAGCUUCACCCGACCCUUGUCGUUGAACAUUUGCCAUGUACAAGUCGCCUUUGAACCGUAUGGCUGGUACGGCUGGUGCCGCGGCUGCGGCCACUCACCGGUCACUCACAGCCGUGUUGCAGAAACUAGCACUUGCAGUGAGCAGCCAUGGCAGGUGGACGUUUCACGCUUAUCUGGCUCUCAAGAAAACCUGGAGCAGGAUUCCACGCCGGAAGCAGAUCCAAAGCCGCAGAGCUGCACCGAGCAGCAAGGGAUGGCCUGUGUUGGAGAAUUGGACAACCUUCACUUGAAACUGAAGCCAGAUUCCAUCCCUGAAGAAAACUCUGAGCUAGAGCAAAGCUCACAGUCUGAGCGGAGCCGAGAGCAGGUAACAAGUCCACAGCAAGAGGCAAGGUCAGCCACACCUGAGGAGAAGAGACAUGACAAAGAGGAAGCCCCGACUUGCUCACAUAUUGUGGAGCGAAGCUUAAAACAGCUGAACGAAGAAAAGGAUCAUCCUGAAAGGCAACGUGAUUGCUCAGAUGCUGAAGACAUUUCUGAUGCUCACCUGCUGAUCAAACGACUCCUCUUGGAUACCCGCACAGACCAGUGUGACAGCAUUCAAGACCGGAAGCAGAUAAGGCACCACGCGUGGCUGCUGUUCGACGGGCCGCCACGAGUUCAGGAGGCCUUCUCGAACUGGGACAUGCAUCGUCUGCAGCCAUCGAGAGUCACACUGCCGAAGUUGCCUGCAGAAACGCUGAAAGAGUGGGAAGCACUAGAGAAAGCUGUUCAAGAUGACGGUGUGGCUACAGCCUUGCGUGAAGCGCUUCUUAGCCUGAAGGGCUCCACCUUGCGAAAGGUGGCAACCACCGUGAUGAAGAAGAUUAUGGGUCACUCUGUUCAGCAACGCUAUAGCAUGUACGGAAAAAGGGGCAAGAAGGCUUUCAUAAAGACGCGGAUAUGCAGCGUGGUAACAGGAACCUGGGACCUUGGCAGAACGGUGGACUUACAACUCUUGCCGAGUCGUUCCUUGCAUACUUUGCAUGCUAUCGAUGUUGUGUUGAGCAAUGUAAUCAUUAUUCGUUUAAAACAUGUGCUGCAAAUGAAGCAAAUGAAAUCUAUUUAUGGGGCUAUGGUUGAAUGCAUAACAUAAAUAGAGAGUGGCACUUUACGUAUUUAUAUGUUGCACUUUAUUUGUUUUAUGCUGUUUUUAUUAUACAUUGCUUUACGUAUGAUAUGAUCCAUUUUGACAAGUGAUUGAAGAUACUCACGGGGAUGCCGAUUUGAGUGGUGUAGCAAUGCUGUGCUACAUUUGAAAUGUUUUUGUUUUCCUUUUCACAUUUUGCUUGUCAUAUCUUUGUACGGCCAUUCAAUUAUAAUUUGAAAGAUUUAUCGUGUAGUUGUUUCACAGUGAACACACUACAAAAAGUUUUAAUUCUUACAGAAGGUCCCACGAGGAAAACCUGUCACAAGGACCUUUUGAGAGUACAGUACAUGCAAAGAUGUAUAAAGCAAAUAAUAGCAUAAAAAGCACAAGCAGUGAUGAUACAGGAAAUGGAUAACUCAAUUAAGAUACAAAAUAAUAAUCAAAUAAAUCAUAAUACUAACCCAACACACUCUGGAAGUGUGUCGUGCCUUAGUAAAUAAAGACAGCAGGUUUAAUAGGGAGGAUGCAGCAGGAAUUCUUAAAACAAAAAAGUGAAGUAUAGGCAUUUUUCAAAGCAAUUUUUAACAUACGUUAGCAAAAAAAUUUUCUUCGGUGCUUUUUUUUUUAAAUGACUAUGUGGAGUGGGAUAAUUUGAUGUAGAUAGGCAACAAGUUCCAGGCAGAUAUAGCUUAAAAAACUGUUGUUUGUUUCCCAUAAUUAGUUUUAGCUUCAGGCAACGGUAAGUUCAGGUUUUCAGAAACUUGAGUAUUAUUUUGGUUUGUAAGUUAUUCCAGAGUUAUAUAACUGAAGGCAGUGUCUUUAUUACUCAGACAAAAUAUGAGCACAGUUAGCUUGAAAGACAAUUGAUGAGAGAGGCAAAAGAAUAUUGAGGCUGGUUUAUACGGGUGGUACUGUUGCUGAAGGGUCACUAAUAGAGUUGGCGGGAAGUGCUCAAUUCAGUGAAUGACAUAUACAGUUAAACCUUCAUCUAUCAAACAGCACGGUUAAUGGGAAAUAGUUCGAUAUAGCCAGAAUUUGAUAUAUAAAAUCGCGUUAAAUACCCAUAAAAGCUUGUACAAAUCAAUCACUGAACCAGACGGGCCGCAGUAAAUACUCACCUAAAGCUUCACAUAAAGUAUUUAUUUCUUUGGCUGAAAUUACUGCAGUGUAACCUGCUUCUUAAUGGCAGACACGUGCUUAACCAUGGCAUCCUCAACGUAGUCUAAACGAUCCACAAGCGUUAGGCUGGUACCUUCUGUUGCACUGUAGUAGCGGCGUAGAAGGGCAAAAGCAGCUGCACCCUCAGUUGAAGUUGGCAGCGGGGCAACAUCAGCACUUGUGAGAUCAACGUCGGCAGCAUCUUCAUUUGGCCGCUACUUCCGCUACGAACUCCACGUCCAUUAAUCGAAGCAUUUUGAAACACUGUCAAUAGCAAAGUAUUAAGUGGUCUCUGUUGUGGCAUCUAUAGCUCACACCACAUAUACGCUUGCGGAUGCACGCAAGCUCGCGUCCACAAUCGCUAUUCCUCGCCAGGCGCGGCAUGCGCAAGGCGCGAAGGCGUGAGCUUGCGCGUGUCUGCAAUCGUACAUGUGGUCGGGGCUUGUGAGUGAGCCCAGUGAACAUGCGCUGUCACACACCUCUGUGGAAGCAAACCGCCGUUCCUAGUGAGGCGCAGAGCACGGCACUGAGGAGGAGUCAGUGCGGCAAAUGCAAUGCAUCAUUGGUGUUGUUGACCUAGCCAAGGCGCCGUAUGCAGCAGUUCAGAACGCCCAUUGCGCCACCGCUCUCUUCGAGGGUGUUGUGGGAAAGGUCGCUGCCUGUUAACAGAGUGCAUGCGGUCUGGGGUGUUGGAGUUUAAUAUAUCCAUUUUACGUUCGACCCCGUUCAUAAUAAAAAAAUGACAAAUGCAUGCGAUUCUCCAGGCGACACAUAGAAAGUGUUCGAUAUAUGCAAUAAUUCAAUAUAUCCGUGUUCAAUAUAUUGAGGUUUGACUGUAUGAGUAUGACAAAUACUACCUAUUGUCUACAAUCUUGUGGCAACACUUAUGCAAUGAGUCCCAUGAGUGUUGCCCCAAGACUGUAGACAAUAGGUAUUUGUCUACAGUUGGUUGUAAGUGGAGUUGACUGUGAUCUAAUAUAAAGAAAAGUAUGUGUAACAAUGAUGCCUUAUUGACAAAAAGACGCAGAUAUUUGUUUGUGACAUGUGUACCGCCUCGAGCAAUAUGAAACAAAAGCACUCUAGUUCCUUUCAGGAGGUCGUAGUGUGUAAACACAUUCUCCUCAUGCAAGUGUUCAAUGAAAUUAAAUAUUCAAUAGGAAAGCUACUUACUGCAUAUUAGCAUGUUAGAUUCAAAUGCACAUAUCACAUACCUAAGUAGUCCUUACUUGCAAACAAACCAGAUGUUCUAUCUUAUAUUGCUCAUAGGUGUGCUGCAUUUCCUCAGGGUAACACUUUUAUCGUGUGACAAGUGAGAAGAAUGGAGAGUUUUAGUUUGUUCAUAAACUUCUUAACAUUUGCAGAUUACCAGGUUGACGGAGCCAUUAACGGCAGUAGUAAAGCUGGUAGUGACCUGUUGUGGGCGAUGUGUCCAACUACAAUGUCUGCAAAGAAUCUUUGCAUCGUGUCAGUGUUCUCAGAGAAAAAGAAAAUUGUAAACAUACACUGCAUGUUCACGAUUGUGUUUCUACCAAUUCUUUGGACCAGCAGUGUAGUGCAAUGUCUAGGUCUCCGGAGUAUUAGUUUUGAGUGCUCUCUGGUUAGGCACUGUGUCACCAGGUGUCGCUGCCAGCGUUGCUGCUGCUGUACAUCUCUCCGUGAACCCAGUGUUCCACAAACAGCAUUACAUUUCGGGACAUCCUAACCGAGGACCUGAAAGAUUCCAUUUUUUUUUGUUAAUUACAAUCGUAUGCAGAAAACAGACAGUGAAGCCUUCAAAUGCAUAGGAAAAAUAAUUAUGUUUCAUUGAAAUGUAGAAAUAAUACGGAAAAAGAAGAAAUAAAAGUCGAUGAAAAAAACAUGGGGGUGGGAGCCAAGCUCACCUCUUCCCGUCCACUUUCUUGGUUAUAUGUGUAUGUAUACAAGAUUACCCCUACUAAUACAUGACACUGCCGGUUAAAAUCGUGUUCAUCUGCUGCCGUGGCUUAGCACGGCGCUGGCUAAUGUUUCCCAGGGCUAAUCUGGCACUCGUAUACUAAGAAAGUGGAUGGGCACAUUGACCGCUGCAGAUGACGAACUGGUAUAGUACCGCACACGUAAUGCAGAGGAGUACCCACUUCCAUUUGGGCAAGUUGGUGCGACAUACUGCAAGGUUACAUAUUGCAGCGCGAGAACAAAACAAAGAACACUUACGCACAGGAUCAGCACUGGUCCUGCGUGUAAAGGUUUUUAGUUUUGUUUUUGUAGUACUGGAUUUAAACUUGCAGUACACGUAGUGCAAGGAUAUGGGCUCAGCACCCACCUGUGACAAGUUCUCUUUUGAUCUACUUCCAUUUUUCUCAUUGUUUCUACAUUUUUAAUAAAUUUGAUAAAUGAAUUUCCCCUGUGCUUUCUCUGGCUUCGUUGUCUAUAUUGUGCAUGCAGUUGUAACGGACUUUAUAUUGUGGUAGUUAAUUGUAUAAGUUGCCCCCCCCCCCUAAUUAUUGCGAGUUUCAAAGAAAAAAAAAUGGCAUACAACUUGCACCAGUGUAUGAGACUCCUAUUUUAACUCGGUUGGCAUAAUAAAAUGUGAUUAUGGUGAUGGCAUCACUUCAUAGUCAUCGGCAACUACAAAAUAACUUUUACGCGACUUUGCAAGCACAUAGCUGACAUUGCUCCUGCAGCGUGGCUUGCUCACUUAAAAAGAAACGUUCAUAUUGGGGGUGCCAGCAUGCAUGGCUUUAUGCAUAUAUAAGUUGCACCUUUGUAAAAAAUGUCCAAAGUUUUUUGGGGAAAUGCGACUAAUAGUCGGGGAAAUAUGAUGUGCUUUUUUGA